Molecule: messenger RNA, 2283 nt
Organism: Trichoderma virens Gv29-8
Lineage: Eukaryota; Fungi; Ascomycota; Sordariomycetes; Hypocreales; Hypocreaceae
Exons: 1
Coding region: 1-2283 (760 amino acids)
Source: RefSeq, a predicted model, not a curated record
AUGGAAGAUCCGUGGGGUUCGCCGUGGGCUGCAGACUCUCCGGCUAAGAUAGAACUCCCAUCCGCGCCCCAGAAUGCGCACUUCUCGACCGACCAUCUCUUCCCUCGACGAAACUCUCGUUCGCCUGCGCCGUCGCGAUCACGGUCACCGGCGUGGGAAGACGACAAUGCUUGGGGCGGGUGGAAUGGCGGUGAUGCCAGUGGCAGUGGCAAGGAAAGCCCCGGAUGGGGGAGAAGCCCUGGGCUGAAGCCACUGCAAGUUACACCGUCGGUGAGGUCGUUGUCACCAGAUCCCUGGAAGGAUAUGGCCCUGAAAAGACUAGACACGACGGCGCUGGAGAAUGAGGAACGGAAGCCAAGGGGGAGACGAGCUUCUGAGACUUCGGGUGACGAUCGCGUCGUGGACUCUGCAAUCAGUCUUGGAGAAGACCAGGAAUUGCAAAGAGAGGAAGAAUUGAAGAUUAAUAUCCCCGUCGUGGUGCCGCCAUUGGAUAUUGAUGCCACGGACGAUGCAUGGCGUGUUGAGGCAGCGCCGGAAACACCGGCAGCCGAGGUGGUGAUUCCGGCUAUUCAACUUGAACAACCAGACUUUUUUCCAGACACAGAGGCUCCAGUACCUGGUGUUGUGGAUGACGAAGAGCAAGACGAGGUUCUAUUCACAGCUGAUGAGCCUGUUCAGAAAGAGGAAGCCAUUGCUGCGCAGAGUAGCUUCGAGGUGGAACAAGAUCAACAACCGAUUCCAGCUGUUGAAGCGAUUGAAACAACUCCACCUGUUGAAGCAAUCCCAGCUACUGAAGCAACUCCUACUGCCGAAGCAAUUCCAACUGCUGAAGCAACCCCUACUGUUGAAGCAAUUCCAACCGCUGAAGCAAUUCCAGCUACUGAAGCAAUUGCAGUUGUUGAAGCAGUUCCAAUUGUCGAAGCAACCACAGCUGCCGAAGCAAUCCCAACUGUUGAAGCGACUGAAGAUGCGGCAGUCAUUCCGGAACAAGAAGUCAGUCAGCCUCCGUUGGGCCUGGAGAGUGAGAGUGAAGUUGUCGCGGGAUCUCAGCGCCUGCAGCAUGAAUCGCAGAAUCACAUUCCGCCGGUGCUCGCCGUGAGCGAACCCAGAGUCUUGGAAACGAUGGCUGCCCCGUUUGAGUCUGACAUGGUGGAGCGCCCUACCUCCCCAACGUCCAAAGUACACUACCCUAUCGAUUUUACCAAGCUCGACGAUUUGUUCCCGUCGACGCCGCCCAUUACGACUGAAGCGGAGCUUGUUCCAGACGUCAUUAUCGACGACACUUUUGCUUCCAGCAGCGAGCGCAGAGCUUGGUACCGGGUCUCCCGUUAUGGAUCGAAGCGGAAGCAUGAUAUGGGAGGGGAUGAGAAUUAUGUGCGCGUUACCUGGUCCAAGUCACAAAUUCGAGAACGUACCACUCAGACUGUGAGGAGAUGGAUGGAAGAAGACUCUAUUACUGGGCGUGUGGUUCUGGGUAGACGCCUUGGCGGAUCUGGUGCAGUCAUGUUCAACUGGAAUUCACCUGCACCUCAAGUGGAAAUCGGAGAGUUCCUAGGAAGACAUUCGAGAAACUCAUCCUUGACCGUGCAAUCGGCAGUCGCAUCGCCUACUGCGUCGUCAUUCGGCUGGGCUAGUAGCGUCCCGUCAUCGCCAGCGGUUUCGAGGCAUCCUUUGGCCAACGAGAUCUCACAAGCAGAUGCACAAGAACUGCAAUCACCAAAAGAGCCCAAAGCGGACUCAGCUCGACAAUCCUUUUCUCUUGAGCCGCCGCCGCUGCAUAAUCGAUCACGUAUUCCUACGCCAAUUCAGAUUCCACCCACUUAUCCCAUCAACCAAGAGGACGAUGACGAUUGGGGCGAGAUGAUGACUGCUACACCGACCACUACCGUGUCAUUCACCGAGGACGAAGAACCCGCCAGCAACCGCUACAGCAUUGCUUCUCAGUCUGCUCUCCAGUUCGACACGGUGUUUGAAAGUCCCAAACUCCUUGCAUCAAAGAUCGAGAAGGCUCCAAGCAAGCGACCCUUUUCAUGGCACUUGGGACAGACGCUUAGCAAACCCUUUAAGAGAGGGGGCAAGACCCCUUUGACGCCAUCAUUCCCUAGCCCGCUCUCCAAGCCAAUGACGCCGUCUCAAGUCACACUUACUCGCCAUGCUCAUACCAUGUCUGCCGACACAUCGCUCGUCCAGUCACCAAUCGGACCUACCUUGAGCGCUGCGGACGAAGAGACUGUGGCCAGGCUUUUGGAGGAUAUUCCUGAUCUUACAUAUAUGUUGCGUUGA